Candidula unifasciata is the source of this 1362-nucleotide messenger RNA. The record is from the annotation of a GenBank genome assembly. NCBI's taxonomy places the organism in Eukaryota, Metazoa, Mollusca, Gastropoda, Stylommatophora, Geomitridae.
CUGUUUGACCGCCUCCGCACAGAACGGCCGUAUUUUGCUACUCAGCUGCGACCAGUAUGCGGAGACAUGUUGCUGCCAAAUCUUGGAUUGUCUGCGUCGGAUUGCCAGAUGUUGAAACAGAAUGUCCAUGUUGUGUUUCACAGUGCAGCUACCAUCCGCUUCGAUGAGCCGCUUCGAGUGGCUGUGGAAAUGAAUGUGGUGGCUGUCCGUAAAAUGCUAGUCUUGUGUCGGACUUUCCGCCACUUAGAGGCACUUGUGCAUGUAUCCACUGCCUAUGCCAACUGUGAUCGACCCUACAUUGAGGAAACAGUUUACCCACCUCCCGUGGAACCCCAGAAGAUCAUUGAUGUCUUGGAGUGGAUGGACGAUGAAAUACUGGAACUGUUCACACCUAAACUGAUGGGGGAGAAACCCAACACUUACACCUACACCAAACAGUUGGCCGAACACCUGCUGGUGACAGAGGGUUCGGACCUGCCCAUAGCCAUUGUCAGACCCUCCAUUGUGGGGGCUGCUUGGAAAGAGCCAUUUCCUGGCUGGAUUGACAACUACAAUGGUCCUAGUGGUAUUUACAUUGCUGCAGGGCGAGGCCUGUUGCGCUCCAUGAAAGGAGAGUCCAAGGCCUCAGCGGACAUUGUGCCAGUUGACAUCCCUGUUAACAUCAUGAUCACCGUGGCUUGGUACACAGCCAUUGCCAAGCCAAAGAAUAUCCUCAUCUACCAUGCAACAACAGGCGGUGCCAAACCAUUCACUUGGGGAGAUAUCAGUGAUGUGGUGAACAAAUCAUUCAAGCACACACCACUUGAAGGAUGCUUCCGACGACCUAAUGUUGCCAUUGUCAGCAACAACUUCCUUCAUGAAUACUGGACAUGUGUCAGUCACCUGUUUCCUGCCUACAUCUGUGACAUUGCCUUCAGGCUCAUGGGGAAGAGGCCAAGAAUGGUGAGGCUGUACCACAAACUCCAUCGCUCCAUCGACUGCCUCAAGUUCUUCACUCUCAAUGAGUGGCAUUGGGCCAACUCCAACCAGUAUAUGCUCCGGCAGCAGUUGUCACAGGCAGACCAGAAGAUUUUCUACUUCGACCUUCACCCCCUGCACUGGCCAACCUACAUCGAGAACUACUGCCUGGGAGCCAAGAAGUAUGUGCUCAAUGAGGAUGUCUCUGGCCUGCCUGCUGCCAGGGCUCACAUGCGCAAACUGCAGAUCAUCCGCUGGGUGUUCAACUCUGCCGUAGCAAUCAUCCUGUGGCGGGUGCUCAUUGCCAAGUCACAGUUUGCCCGCAAUUUGUGGUUCUUCAUCGUCGGCCUGGUGUUUAAGUUUGUCCAGUAUUUCCGGAUUACCAGCACCAUGCAUAAAUCUUGA